AUGCACUUGUCUCUGCAAACGCAGCAGCUGUUCUCCGCGUUUUCCGUUUGUCUCAUCACUGAACAUGGAUGUUUCAGUUCCUGCUUACGAGUAGUUUGGUGAAAGGUGGCGGCUGAUUUGAGGAAUCCUGCAAGGUGUUCAUGCUGUGCAUUUGAAAAGGAGUGUUUGCAAAAGUUGAAGAAAGUUUGAGACGCGCACUGGUAGCGGGAAACACCUUGCGCUUUCGACUCGAGACAUCUGGGAAGUGAAGUAGCCGCGGGAAGCAAAUACACGUAAUUGAAAGAAGGGCUUGCAGGUGUGAUUGGAGUGGCGAUGGAGUGGCGUCAGCAGUCUUCAUUCAGCUGUGAGCUUGCAUUCCAGGAGGCUCAAAGGUGGAUUGAGGAAGUGACUAAAAAGAGUUUUGGAAGCAAAUCUUUUCGAGUGGCUUUGGAGGAUGGAGUUCUUCUGUGCGAUCUGAUCAACACACUAAAGCCUGGCAUCAUCAAACGACUUAACAGACUCUCCACUCCUAUUGCAGGCUUGGAUAAUGUGAACGUGUUUCUCAAGGCUUGCAAGAAGCUAGGGCUCAAUGAAGCACAACUAUUCCAUCCUGGAGACCUGCAGGAUGUCUCCACACGUGUGACUGUCAGACGUGAAGAGACAAACAGAAGACUAAAAAAUGUUUUGAUAACUAUAUACUGGUUGGGGAGGAAGGCCCAGUCUGAUCCGUUUUACACCGGACCACAGUUGAACCUGAAAGCUUUUGAAGGUUUACUUGGCAUAGCAUUAUCUAAGGCUCUGGAGGAGUCGGCACAAUCCAGGUUGAGCGUGAGGGACAGUGGGUAUUCGGAAGGCUGGUUCUCUGACCGAGAGGAGCUGUACAGUGUGAAGCAGCCGAGCUACAGGAGGGAGGAUUCAGUGGAGAGCCUGGACUCAGUGGAGUCUCGCACACUCAGCGUGGCUUCAGACCUCACACUCAGAGCCGGCAGUGAAGGUUGCUGUAGUGACGCAGAAGCAGAGCAUUUCUUCAGGAUGGCAGAAAGCAGUAAAAGUGGUGCCCCCAUCAGAGAGAAGGCACAUGUGCCGGCUGUCCUGAGGAAGAAAAGGCAGGAUUACCAGCAGGGAAGCAGGAGUUAUGCAGGCCACCUAACCAGUGAAAGUGGGCAUGGCUUAUGCCAUGACCUCCCUCCUGCCUCUGCCUUCCUCCAAUGGGCAAGCAGUUACCAGAGUGACAGUGACUCUGACUCAGACCGGCCUGAAGCAGACCCUGAGCAGGACGAUCUAGCAAGUCGCAGAUUUCGCUCCGUAACCUCUGCGGCUCCAGUGAACUUUGCAAUCCCUUCAAAGCCUCAGGGCCCCAGGGUGACCGCUUAUGUGACCCCAAAUGCUGGGAAGUCAUGGCUCACCUUGUCAGAUGCCACACGAUCGAACCAGAGUUUGUCAUCUAUUCCCUCUGAAAAUGGAAGGACAGACUCUGAUUCAGCUAAUUUGGAGGAAGAGUUUCUUCAGCGAGUCCUGAGUAAUGGCACGAGUGACUCUGAUGAGGACAGAGGAUACGCUGAUCCUGUGCUUGAUGAUCUGUAUGCACGUCGAGUGCUUGUCUCUGAGCAUCAGACCUCCAUCAAUGCAAAUUCAGAUAAGUUCCUGCCCAAAUUCUGGACCCCUGAGGAAGACCUACACGUGAGAAAGAUCAGACUAGGGUCACAGCGCAGACCAUGGUAUAAGAAAAUGCAAGGUUUAAGAAGCAAGUCCAUGGGUGACAUCACAUUGGAGCCCAUACCACAGGAAUCUGAUAACAGCUCCAGCUUUGACUCUUUGGGGCCUCUUCAUGUUCACCAGAGGUCUGACGAAGAGCUGAGCCUCGAUCCCUCAGCCUUACAGAGGGUUCAAUACGAGCAGUUGCAGCACAUCCGACAGAGAAUGAAGGAAAAUGAAGCCAAGUGGCAUGAAGAUCUGAGCAGGUGGAAGAGCCGUCGGCGGAGCGCAAACUCAGACCUGCACAAAAAGCUUGAGGAGAGAGAGCAGAUUGAACUCAUCACCACUGCAGGAGGAGCCAGCGGCAUCAGGACUGCACACCUAACUGGAGUGCCAGAGGAGAGUUCCAGCAUGCCUGGACCCAUGAGUGAUGCAGGGUCCAGUGUCAGCAGUUCCGGGUGGUCCACCUCAGCUUCAGGCCUCGCGAAUGGGGCGACUUCUGCUUUGACUCGAGGCACUGUUGUGGAGACCUCUGACUCGGCUCAAAAGUGCACUGGUGUGCUCUCGAGCCAUCCGUCAGCUGUUGUCUCUGAGCAGACUUCUCAGAGCAGCCUGACCGCCGUGGAUGCAGAAAGCGACGAGCAGCAGGGGCCAGACUUCAGCCUUCGCUCCAGUCUCCUGGAGAGCUUUUAUGCAGGUGGAGCACGCAUGUCUGCCACUCUGCCCAGAGGUUUUAGGAGAUCAGAGGGUUGCUCACGUCUCUCCACAGGCGUCACACCACGUCCGUUUGGAGCCAAACCCUCCAAGAUGCCUACCCUGCCCAAAGUUUAUUCUGUGGACGACUCGCAUAAAAGCCUGAUCAGUGGUCACAGAGACCAUUCAGCCGUCCCCUCUUUUCUGGGCGGUCAAGGGAAGGUCACAGCCUCUGCUGGCAAGGGCCACUCUCGUUCAAGCACUCAUCCAAUCAACCCUAAAGAGGAAGAGACCAGAGAUGGAAGGUCAUCAGCACCUCCAAUGAACUCUUAUGCCACUAAAGUGACCAUGACCACGUCUAUCAUCCAAACAUCUCCUCCUGCCAUCUCAGAAAUCAGGGAUGUAAAGGUGGGUCAAAGUGAAAUGCGAGUCUGCUUGAAUCAGAAGCCUAACAGCGGGAGAGACUUUGGAUUCAAGGCUCACUGGGACUCAGUUGGUGCUUAUGUUAAAUCUGUUCAAGCAGGCAGCCCAGCAGAGUUAUAUGGUCUGCUGAUGGGUGAUGAGAUUGUGGCGCUGGGAGGACGCAGGGUGGAUGAAAUGAAUUAUGAGCAGUUCAAAAGCAGCAUGGAAACAGCACAGCAAAAUGGCACUUUAUUGAUGGACAUCCGACGGCACGGCCAGAAUGACUGGGGCAGUGGCCAACCUUCCCUACCAUACCAGAGCCAUAAGAUAAUCAAUUUGACAAGUGCCACUUCAACACUUAUAGGGCGACCUGAGCACUUUGUCCCCAUCAACACAAGCUCAAACUCUUCAGUGGAGACUGUGGGGAAGACACAGGUCAACGGACAGCCUGCCAAUGGAGU
Molecule: messenger RNA, 3230 nt
Organism: Danio rerio (zebrafish)
Lineage: Eukaryota; Metazoa; Chordata; Actinopteri; Cypriniformes; Danionidae
Gene: lmo7b
Product: LIM domain 7b
Biological process (GO): regulation of signaling; regulation of cell adhesion
Molecular function (GO): cysteine-type deubiquitinase activity
Source: RefSeq, marked validated